AGUUGGUCUUUUGUUUAAAUAUAGACAUGACAUUGAACAUUGAACAUUGAGCUAUCAAUCAUAUUUAGACGUGUCAGGUAUUUAGUUGAGUAUAAACAUGGAGUUCACACUCGAUUCAAUACUUCCUAUCGGAUAGGAAACCGUAAAGGCCGAUGCUAAGCGAAGCGCACUUUGGGGAGCUGAGUAGGCAGGGGUUCACUGUGGUGGAGGAUGUGCUCAAUGCCGGAGAGUGCGAUGCUGCGAUUAUUCAGUACAGAGCCUGGCUGUCGCAGUUUCGGACGGGCGAAUGGCCGCACAGCACACACUCGCUUAUUCAGCGCUACAACACUGGGCAUAUGCAGCCAACAUGGAACGUCCGAAUGAAAUCCAAGAAAGUUUUUGCUCAGUUAUGGAACACGGAUAAAUUACUUUCAAGUUUCGAUGCGAUCGCCAUCGGACGUCCGCCAGAAGAUGGCGUGGAAGAAUUUCACGUGCCGGGGACUCACUGGCUGCACGUUGACCAGAGUGCAGCACGUGUCGGUCUCCAUGCCUACCAGGGAGCCGUGUACCUUGAGGAGGCGGCGGAGGACGACUGGACACUCUUAGUGCUGCAGGGAUCGCACCUGCUCCUAGAAGACUUCUACAAUAACAACCCUCGCGCACGAAUACGCUCGAUAACUAACAAUUUUUAUUCGUUUCUAAAGGAGGAGAUAGUUGCUAUGAAACAAAAGGGAUGUAUUGAAAAACGCGUCCCAGUUCCAAAAGGCGGUAUGGUACUCUGGGAUUCAAGACUUAUACAUGCAAACACUCGCCCAGUGCAGGGUCGCAAACACACAGGUAGGUGGCGUUUCUGUGUCUUUGUUUCCAUGACGCCUGCUAUUUGGGCCACUGCAAACGAUUUUCGAGAUAAACAAGAAGCCUAUGAAAGUAUUUCAAUGACCACGCAUUGGUCUUCCCAAGGAAUUCGCUUCUUCAACACACAUAUCCCUUCAUACACCAAACAGGAUGUAGAGUACCCUAAAGAACUGCCGGAUAUAGCAAAAACCAGAGAAGCUAAACUAAUUUCUGGUGUAAUUCGCUUUGACUUUACGGAUGGGAAACCCAACGGCAAUGAGUUCCGACCACAGUGGUACAAGCCCCGUGCUCGGUUCACCUUUGAUGGAGCAGCGAAGAUUGUGGGCUGUACGGCAGCCGUUCUUGCAUUGACACUCGUGGCUCUACUGGUUUACAGGGGCAGAAGACAAUGAGCUCAGCGACUGGCGCCUCUCUCGCAUAACAAACGCCACACGACGACGAAAGUGUUGUUUACAUUAUAAUUACAGUUUCUAUUGUAUGUAUGAUUCACCUUCCUGAGUGAGCGCAUCCGUAUUGGUAACUUCGUUAUGGUUGUGUGUGUCGUUUAGUUUCUUUUGUUGAUGUAUUAAUUUUAAUACAUGAAUUCAAUGUUAUAAGUUGUGUGCUAACAUAAAACUGUAUAUGCAG
Dreissena polymorpha is the source of this 1461-nucleotide messenger RNA. RefSeq lists its product as uncharacterized. The coding region runs from base 153 to 1226 and encodes 357 amino acids. The record is from RefSeq and is a predicted model, not a curated record. Lineage: Eukaryota; Metazoa; Mollusca; Bivalvia; Myida; Dreissenidae. The transcript has 2 exons.